This is a messenger RNA of Lonchura striata (white-rumped munia), 1809 nucleotides long. It is a transcript of the gene TRMT5, whose product is annotated as tRNA methyltransferase 5. Gene Ontology annotation, molecular function: tRNA (guanine(37)-N1)-methyltransferase activity. Gene Ontology annotation, cellular component: mitochondrial matrix; cytoplasm. Gene Ontology annotation, biological process: tRNA N1-guanine methylation; mitochondrial tRNA methylation. NCBI's taxonomy places the organism in Eukaryota, Metazoa, Chordata, Aves, Passeriformes, Estrildidae. The record is from RefSeq and is a predicted model, not a curated record.
GGGCGCUGUGGGCGUGGUCAGCGCCGGCCCCGCCCAGCCCGGCGCGGCGGCCAUGACGCGCGCGGCGCGCGGGGCCCGGCAUGAGGACUUUGUGGAGAUUGAGAUACUGUGCCAAACUACUGAAAACUAAUCAUUUUAGGACAGCUGCAUCAAAUACAUCAUUUCCAACAGUUUGGACGCUAUUGGCACAACAUUCUGGCAGAAUACCUGGGCUCUUUGUAGUAGUUAAAAAAAAUACUUUAUCCACAAUGCCCGAAACCGUGGAGGAUCAAACUAAUCCAGAACUGUAUUUGCCACAUCCUGGAGUGCGUGGGAUGACGGUGCUCAACAGAGAGGCUUUCAGAAGGACAGUGGUUGUUCCAGCUCUUAAAGUCAAGAAAGAAAUUGUGCAUAGUGUGCUCAAGUCCCUAAAACAAUCAGUACUGCAGCGCCCCGGCCUCAAGCGGGUGGUGGAGGAUCCAGAGGAUGAGGACAGCAGAUUUGUUAUCCUGGAUCCUCAUAAAGUACCAGAAUUCUCAUUAGGAGAGUCAGAGCAGCAGGUCCUGAAACAGCUCAAUGUCCACCCUGAGGUGUCCAAGUACCACCUGGAGCUGAGCUAUGAGAAUUUCAAGACGGAGGAGAUCCUGCGAGCCGUCCUUCCCGAAGGUCAGGAGGUCACCUCCGGAUUCAGCCGUGUUGGCCACAUUGCUCACCUGAACCUCAGGGAUCACCAGCUGCCCUACAGACACCUGAUCGGUCAGGUUAUAAUGGACAAAAAUCCAGGAGUCACCUGUGUAGUGAAUAAAACCAAUAUUAUCGACAGCACAUACAGGAAUUUUGAAAUGGAAGUGCUUGCUGGAGAGAACAACCUGGUGACCAAGGUCAAAGAAAAUAACAUUGCCUAUGAACUGGACUUUUCCAAAGUGUACUGGAACCCGCGCCUGUCCACCGAGCACGGCCGUAUAGUGGAGCUGCUGAGGGCCGGCGACGUUCUCUUCGACGUCUUCGCUGGCAUCGGGCCUUUCGCCAUCCCAGCGGCCAAGAGGAAGUGCCGAGUGUUCGCCAACGACCUCAACCCCGAGUCCUACACCUGGCUCCUGCACAACUGCAGGCUCAACAAAGUGGACACCAAGGUGAAGGCGUUCAACAUGGACGGCAGGGACUUCCUGCGGGGCCCAGUGAGGGAGGAGCUCAGCAGAGAGCUCCCGCUCCUCAGGGAAGAACAAAAAAACGCCUUCCACAUAGUGAUGAACUUGCCAGCUCUGGCUGUGGAGUUUCUGGAUGUUUUCAGGCAUCUCUUGGUCGGGGAGCCCUGCAGCCCUGCUGGCCUUCCCACUGUGCACUGCUAUGGGUUCUCCAAACACAGCAACCCAGCCAGAGACAUUCAGGAGCGAGCGGAAGCUACGCUGGGAACCUCCUUGGCUGGACGCUGCUCCACUUUCCUGGUCAGGAACGUGGCGCCCAACAAGGAGAUGCUGUGCCUCAGUUUCCAGAUCCCAGCAGACGUGCUCUACAAGAGGCCCUGCCCUGAUGAAGCAAAACCAGCCUCGAAACGUCUGUGUACCAGCCAAGAUUCUUCUGAAGAGAAGGUACUGAGUUGAAGACCAGAGCUAUAGUGACUACCUUAGUUUGUGUAAAGGAUAUUUGGGGUGUCUCUGUUUUACCCCUUGAGUAGUAAGGUGCAGAACUGUGUUCCUAUCGAGUUGCAGCUUUCCUUUGGGAGCCUUGCUUCCUGCAGUCACCUUUUCUUCUCAUUGUGGGAACAACUGAAAUUGCUACUACAAAAAUUUAAAAUGUUAUUCUCUUAUAAUAAAUUUGUUUUGGUACUUC